Molecule: messenger RNA, 318 nt
Organism: Loa loa (African eye worm)
Lineage: Eukaryota; Metazoa; Nematoda; Chromadorea; Rhabditida; Onchocercidae
Exons: 2
Coding region: 1-318 (105 amino acids)
Source: RefSeq, a predicted model, not a curated record
AUGCUAUCUUUUACAUUUCGCUUUUCUUUGGCGCUUUUGUUCUUUUGCUUCGCCGAUGACACAGAUUGGAUGAUCGUACUGCUCGCAGCAUUGAGAACGGUGCAGGGUGAAUUUAUUAUUGAAAUGAUAGCAAAAUGGCUAAAACUAUGUUAUCAUGCGCCCAUGUUUGAAAAUAAUGUUUACCGUGUGAUUGAGGGAUUUUACUUUCUGCAUGACUUAUAUCAUAAUUUCACUAAAAACAGAAACAUAUCCAAUGACUCAAACAAACUCAUAAUUUCAUUUAUAGCUUUUGCAGAAAUCGUUUUAGCAUUAACAUGA